GCAGUCCUCAACUCAAUGUUUCAGUGUGUUACAGUACAUAACUAAGAGAAGAAUGGCGUCCAAACUUGCAUUUGCUGCUCUGGUUCUGCUUGUGGUUGCGGGUGGUGAGAUUGGACAUGCCGCGCCGCUCAGGCGCAGUUUGGGUCUUGGUUGGAUGAACGGCAUGAGGGGAGGGUCACCUGGUGGCAUGCAGCCGUCAGAGACUAAGCUUCAAGCUAAUUCUGGGACUAAAGGAAACAUUUACACGAGUGCAGAGGAAGCAAAGUUCGUCAGCCCUGUGCCGGCAUUCGUGCGGCCACCCCGCAUUCCACCAUCCUAAUUGAAGGAUAAUCUGAAAUGUUACGAGCAAAUGCGAACUCAAGUCAAGAUAUCUGAAGGAUACUAGUAUAUAUGAGAAACAAUUUAGUAGGCUUUAUGAUAAGGAUCCUGCUUAGGCCGAAGUAUAGCUAUAAAUAAGAGGGCCUCAAAUGUAUGCUGCAUCGAUGCUUCAAGAGCUCUGUAUCUUUGCAUUGAAGGGAAGUAUUUGUAGUUUGUUUGUAACAUGCUUGUUAUUACAAGUUGCCACCCAUUGUAUAAAUAUCACCAUGGUAUGAGCAUAACAUAUUCAAAUAUAUUAUGGCCGAUUGGCCGUGUUUGGAA
Molecule: messenger RNA, 639 nt
Organism: Panicum virgatum (switchgrass)
Lineage: Eukaryota; Viridiplantae; Streptophyta; Magnoliopsida; Poales; Poaceae
Exons: 2
Coding region: 53-319 (88 amino acids)
Source: RefSeq, a predicted model, not a curated record